CAAUGAUAAAUACCAUAGCUGUCUAUUUCUUCUUCUUCUCCUCCAUCAUUCCUUUUCAGAAGUGAGAAAGCAAAAAUGAGUGGUAUGGUGAUGACUUUGACUUCACCUCAUCCUACGUUUCCCAUCAGUCUCCUCCAUUUUUUUUUUUUUUCCCCUCUGUCUCUCUCUCUCUCUCUUUUCCUUUGAUGCAGGUAUGAUUGAUUGAUGCAAGAACGCUUCGGAGAAUCCGAAACAAAUUCCAGUUCUCGGUCUCGGAGGAGGAUCUGCGACAGACCCAUUUGAUCUUUUUGGUCUCUUUCAAUUCAAGUGAAGAAUCAUUUCAGUUCCAGGUCUGAUUCUGUCCAUUUUGCCCCUUAACUUGUAAGUAAUUGUUUGUGGAUUUCUAUAAUGUUGCCUGAACCCUGCGGGUGCGGGUCGGACCUGCUUCUAUCUCUGCCGGAUGAUCUAUUCUCCAUAGUAUCUCGGUCCCUCUCUCCGAGGGACCUAUGUAAUCUCAGUUUAUGUUGCCGGAGUCUGUCUGCUCUCCUGGCCUCUGAGAAGGUGUGGCUCACUCAGUGUGAAAUGAUGUGCAUAGUGCCCCGCACACACCUUGCUGAGUGGCGAAUGGGUGUCUCAUCUUACAAGGCGCUUUGCCGCUUUCUCAUUUGCAUUCAGCCAUUGAUGGGAAUUUGGGUUCACCAAAACCCUGAGCUUGGCAACGUAGUCUAUGUCAUGCCCGGUUUUCUUUCGGCUGUUGGAUGCCGGAUAAUCCCACAAGAGCUUGGUCCAUUAGGCAUUGAAGAUGGCCCCAUCCUAUGGGCCCCGGUGUUUGAAGUUGUUAGUAAUCUUGAUGGCUCCGCCGCAUUUUUUCUACAUGGAAGGGAGAACGGACAUGACUAUUUCUAUCCUGGUUCAAUCAAGCCUGUGGAGAGGACUUGCAAUGUGCUACUGCUUGAGGUUGGGGCUAGGCAACAAGAAAAUGAGUGUAAAUUGUUGCAUAGUAAGAGCUUUGUUCACGAUUCGGAUAAGGAUCUUAGAAAAGUUUGUAGGUCAAGUAGUGAAAUUUCAAGGUCUCAGAGAGUGCUUGGAAAGAAUGAGGUGAAGGUGCCAUUCAGUCGAUUGGCUUUUAGUGAUAGAAGAAAGCUGUUGAGUAUUGUUACCAGCCAAAUUCGUCAAAGGCUUCCUCCUGAUUCAACAAACAGGCCACUAUUUCCACGGUUAAGGGAUGAUGAGGAUAGCUUUCAGAAAGAUCUGGUGUUCUUAAUGGAACGGAGAUCACUGCUUAUGCAAAUGUGUAACCUCGAUGGUCAUCAAAUCGAUUGGAAGGCAAGUCCUGAACUGCCCUCUGAUCCUAACCAGUUGGAAUUGAGCCAGAUCAUAAAGAGUCUUGAUCGUCCAAGUGGCUCGUGCAAUUCUAUGAAUGAAGAUGAUGAACACACAAAAUGCACUAGGAAAAAAACUCUUGGUAGGUACUUUAGGGAUAGCCUUAAACAGAUCCUGGGGAGGUCCAGCUCGAUAAAUGGCGGUGCUGCUAUUUCGAAGAAUGGUUCUUCGAGCAGUGAGACUAAGCAUGCCCAUCUUCAUGAGUUUUUGAGAUCAGGUGAUGCAAUAAAACUUACAUUACAUGCUACCACUGUCAAGUUAUCUUCUUACCGAGCAUGGCCUAACAUGCAUGACAGUCGGUUUGCCCUUUACAAGUUGCCCAUGAGGGUCGCAACGGCUGACCAUGAGUAUGCUGGUUUAUGGGGAGGCACUUUUGGCUGGCCUCCUGGGAGGCCUACUCAAGACAAGCCCAGAAAGGCACUCUUCUUUCUUCUGCUUUCUUAUGAGGAGUCCCAAGAGCAACGACAUCUUAUUGCGACCAAAAUAUUGGAAGGCACCCAUUAUGUUCUGCAUCCUAAUGGCUCAGCCAUGUUUAUAGUCAAUAUGGAUGAACCGUCACUUGAUCCAUUUCCAUGGGAUAGUGAUGCAGAUUCUCCUCCUGUGAACGUAAAGCAGGCUUUUAUGGGAGAGGGUAUUGCAAAUGGUUUUGGAUUCAGAUAUCCUGGCGCAAAGCCUGGUUCCCUCUUUGCAUUUCAAAAUGGUCUCCUUGCUUUCAUUUGGAAGGAAUCCAGGGCAGUCUUGACCUUGCAGAGACUUAACUUGCAAGAGCUGCUGAAGAAAGGUGAGCGAGUGCCUGCACUACCUCCAAUUGCCAACUUUUCAUACUUGACUAGGUCAAACUCGAAUGUGUUUGCGGGCUUCUCAAACCCCUCAACUUGUCUGUCUUCACCAAGGCCCUCAGCCAACUGAUAUUUUCUCCAUCCUUCCUAGGAGGUUUCAUUUUGGAUAUAAGCAAAUGGAUUCUUGAUAAAUUCAAGUAAGCUUUCUGGAAUCUGAGACAUAUCUGCUACUUAGGGAGUUAUCAUCUAAGCGUCCCUUGGGUUUUAAGUUGUAGUAGUUAAACUUUUCUUCCCAAUCUGAUUGAUGCUUCACUGAUAAUAUCAAUGUGAUAUUAUUUCUUUUGCUCUCAAGUCACCAACUGAAUGAGCUUUUGAGGUGUGGCACCAUGUUUAUCUUUGACAAGCAAAAACCACUUCUAAGAUAGAUAAUAGGCAUUUGAAUUACAGUAAAAAGAUUUAAUGA
Molecule: messenger RNA, 2604 nt
Organism: Corylus avellana
Lineage: Eukaryota; Viridiplantae; Streptophyta; Magnoliopsida; Fagales; Betulaceae
Product: F-box family protein
Molecular function (GO): protein binding
Source: RefSeq, a predicted model, not a curated record